AUGGUGUUCGUGAAGGGUCCGGGCCUUUACUCUGACAUUGGCAAGAAAGCCAGAGAUCUUCUUUACAGGGAUUAUCAGGGUGACCAGAAGUUUACUCUCACUACUUACACCGCAAAUGGGGUGGCCAUCACUUCAUCUGGGUCCAAGAAGGGUGAACUUUUUCUUGCUGAUGUUAACACCCAGCUGAAGAACAAAAACAUGACAACUGAUGUGAAAGUGGACACUAACUCCAAUGUUUACACUACCAUUACUGUUGACGAGCCUGCCCCUGGAGUGAAGGCUAUCUUUAGCUUUGUUGCUCCCGACCAGAGGUCGGGCAAGGUGGAGCUUCAGUAUCUGCAUGAGUAUGCUGGUAUAAGCACUAGCCUGGGGCUUACUGCAAAGCCCAUUGUCAACUUUUCUGGAGUUGCUGGUAAUCAGAAUGCAGCUUUUGGGACUGAUAUCUCAUUUGACACGGCCACCGGGAAUUUUACCAAAUACAAUGCUGGAAUCAGUUUUACCAAUGCCGACUUAAUUGCAUCCUUGACACUGAAUGACAAGGGCGAAAGCGUAAAUGCAUCCUACUUCCACACGGUGAGCCCAUUGUCCAACACAGCAGUUGGUGCGGAGUUCACCCACAGCUUUGCUACCAAUGAAAACACCCUCACCAUUGGGACCCAGCACAUGCUCGACCCCCUCACCUCAGUCAAAGCUCGGGUCGACAACUAUGGGAAAGCGAGUGCCCUCAUACAGCACGAGUGGCGCCCCAAGUCCCUGGUCACCAUUUCGGGUGAGGUGGACACCAGGGCCAUUGAGAAAAGCGCUAAGAUUGGACUCGCUGUCGCAAUCAAGCCGUAA
Striga hermonthica is the source of this 837-nucleotide messenger RNA. NCBI's taxonomy places the organism in Eukaryota, Viridiplantae, Streptophyta, Magnoliopsida, Lamiales, Orobanchaceae. The record is from the annotation of a GenBank genome assembly.